AUGUCGGCGCUUCAUGCUACCAAAGUUGGCGACAAGGCUCCAGAUUUCUCACUAAAGGACCAGAGUGGGAAGACUGUGAAGCUGUCGAGCUACCAAGGCAUCUUCGGCAAGCCAGUGGUCCUGUACUUCUAUCCUGCGGACGCUUCUCCCGGCUGCACAAAGCAGGCCAAAGCGUUCACAGAUGCGAUUGGGGAGUUCAAGAAGGCAGGAGCGACAGUGGUUGGUGUCAGCGGUGACGAUGUGGAGUCUCACCAGAAAUUCAAGAGCGAGCUUGGAAUUCCAUUCCAGCUGUUGGCAGAUGAGGGCAAUGAGGUCCGCAAGACAUAUGGAGUCAAGAAAGACUUGCUGGGCCUCCUGGAGGGCAGGCAGACAUAUGUCAUUGGCAAGGAUGGCAUUGUCAAGCUGGUCUUCAACAACCAGUGGGAGCCUGAGAAGCAUGUGGAUGAGGCCCUCAAAGCCCUGGCCUGA
This is a messenger RNA of Coccomyxa subellipsoidea C-169, 468 nucleotides long. RefSeq names its product alkyl hydroperoxide reductase/ thiol specific antioxidant/ Mal allergen. The coding region runs from base 1 to 468 and encodes 155 amino acids. Gene Ontology annotation, molecular function: thioredoxin peroxidase activity. Gene Ontology annotation, biological process: cell redox homeostasis; cellular response to oxidative stress. The record is from RefSeq and is a predicted model, not a curated record. The transcript is spliced from 6 exons. Lineage: Eukaryota; Viridiplantae; Chlorophyta; Trebouxiophyceae; Coccomyxaceae. Gene Ontology annotation, cellular component: cytoplasm.